Salpingoeca rosetta is the source of this 1172-nucleotide messenger RNA. RefSeq lists its product as uncharacterized. The record is from RefSeq and is a predicted model, not a curated record. Gene Ontology annotation, biological process: intracellular protein transport; vesicle fusion; vesicle-mediated transport. Gene Ontology annotation, cellular component: membrane; endomembrane system; SNARE complex. The transcript has 10 exons. Gene Ontology annotation, molecular function: SNARE binding; SNAP receptor activity. Lineage: Eukaryota; Choanoflagellata; Craspedida; Salpingoecidae. The coding region runs from base 94 to 1131 and encodes 345 amino acids.
AAGCAACAACAGCACAUAAAUUCACGACUCUCACCCAUCAACCAACUUCACACACGCACACACUGCCCACAUACACUGACUGCCACGACCACCAUGGCUUAUCGCGACAGGACGCGGGAGUUUGUGCGCCGGAGGAAUGCGCGGAGCAGCAGGGGCGCAGGCAGUCACGUGCAGCCCAUCAACGACCGAGAUGCGCUGCUGAGCGAGGACGAGGACUCGCCACAGACGACAGUCUCCCUUCCUCCAGAAUGGGUGGACGAUGUGGAGGAGGCUCGGGAGAUGAUCAACACAAUUCGCACGCGCAUCAAGGAGCUCAACCAAAUGCACAACCAGCACAUCAACACGCCAAACUUUGACGAACACGCGGAGGAAGAGCGCAAGAUUGAGAUUGCCACCUCCGAGAUCACUGGGAUGUUUCAUCGCUGCCAAAAGACGAUUCAGAACAUUGGACGAAAGGGCAAGGCAUCUGGGUCCACACAGGAAGCACGCGUCACGCAGAAUGUCAUGCGUUCCAUCGCAGGGGAGUUGCAAGAACUAUCACAAUCCUUCCGCAAGGGCCAGGGCCUGUACCUCAAACGAAUGCGUGGGCGCGAGGCAAAGGAGAAGGACUACGGUUUUACAGACGAGCUGAUGGAGAUGGGUGUGGAUGACGACGAAGAAGAGGACAUUACAUUCGACACAGGGUUUACGGAUACACAGCAGCAGCAAUUACGCGACAACACCGCGCAAAUUGCACAGCGCGAACAAGAAAUCACAAACAUUGUCAAAAGCAUCAACGACCUUGCUCUCAUCUUCAAGGAUCUGGCAGAGCUUGUUGUUGAUCAGGGCACGAUCCUGGACCGCAUCGACUACAACCUCGAACUAACAGAACGACGGGUGGAGAGCGGACGGAGGGAGCUGGAGCAGGGUCAAAAGUACCAGAAGAGCGCAGCAAAGAAAUAUGUCAUCAUCCUGCUCGUGCUGAUUGUUGUGGCCAUGUUGUUCGCCCUCAUCCUCAAGGGGAAACUGAGUGGCCAUGGCGGGUCUGGGUCCAGCACAAGCGACGACGAUGCUUCGCCAACGCCCUCCUCUAACAGCGGCCGCGGCGUGCGAAGCUUGGUCGACUCGUUCUUCUCACACACUCUCAGUUAGGAUGUCCUUUGCACUUGUGUGUGUGUGUGUGUGUGUGUGUG